This is a messenger RNA of Alternaria burnsii, 570 nucleotides long. RefSeq lists its product as uncharacterized. Bases 1 to 570 code for a protein of 189 amino acids. The record is from RefSeq and is a predicted model, not a curated record. The transcript has a single exon. NCBI's taxonomy places the organism in Eukaryota, Fungi, Ascomycota, Dothideomycetes, Pleosporales, Pleosporaceae.
AUGACAGCGCCGCCAACAGAUGUAUUUGAGAUCGAACCCUCUGCCACUGAAUUCGCGGUCUCAAAACGGGCAUAUCUGGAGUCCCGACCAGAAGCCUCAUUUGCAUACAUUGCCACGAGUGCGCUGGUCUUAGACAACAGUGACCCAGCACCCCGCAUUCUGCUCCUUCAGCGUGCAGCCAGCGACUCGGAUCCCAAUAAAUGGGAACCUCCAGGUGGCGCUUGCGACGAUGAGGACUCAAGCAUAGUGUAUGCUGCUGCGCGCGAGCUACGGGAGGAGGCUGGCCUCCAAGCAGUUCGAGUUGGAGGCCCCGUUGGAGAUCCGCAUUUCUUCACUCUCAGCAAUGGGGGCAUAGUAUGUCAAUUCAACUUCGCUGUACACGUCUUGGGUGAAGAAGGGACAAAGUUGAUGGUGAAGCUGGACCCCAACGAACACCAGAAUUUUGUAUGGGCAACCGAGGAUGAAGUCCGGGCGGGAAAAUCUGGCAAUGUUGAUCUGCACUUCACGAGAGGAGAAGUUGAGCGCACCGUACUCUCAGCUUUCUAUCACGCGCAAAGAGGUACAGCAUAA